Fonsecaea pedrosoi CBS 271.37 is the source of this 1878-nucleotide messenger RNA. RefSeq lists its product as uncharacterized. The record is from RefSeq and is a predicted model, not a curated record. Gene Ontology annotation, molecular function: long-chain fatty acid transmembrane transporter activity; long-chain fatty acid-CoA ligase activity. Bases 1 to 1878 code for a protein of 625 amino acids. NCBI's taxonomy places the organism in Eukaryota, Fungi, Ascomycota, Eurotiomycetes, Chaetothyriales, Herpotrichiellaceae. The transcript is spliced from 7 exons.
AUGAAUUCAGCAAUUGGAGCAACGGGAGUUGCCGUUGCGUUAGGGUCAGCGUAUCUCGAUGCCAAGUACCAUAUCACGAAGGAUAUCAGUCUUCUCUCAGAGGUCAUUACAGCAAGGAGGGAUACCCGAAGUAGAGGUGUAGUGAGAAAGGGACAGGUGUCCCUGUGGUUUCGGUUUCUCGAGUCAGCGGCCAAGUUCCCAGCCUCGGACGCGAUUUGGACGCGAGAACGGUGUUAUACAUUCUCAGAAUGUCUCACGAGGUGUUGUCAGUACGCCUCCUUCCUCCGCGAUCUUGGAGUGGUCACCGGCCAAGCGGUGGCAAUGUAUAUGUAUAAUUCGCCAGAUUUUCUCUUCAUGUGGCUCGCAUGCUAUGCGGUUGGUUGUUCUCCGGCGUUUCUCAACUACAACCUGACGGGGAACGCCCUCCUCCACACUUGGCAAGUCGCCAAAACGAAUUUCCUUAUCGCGGACGGAGACCUGGUGGUCAACUUGGACUGCAUCAAAGAGGUCCUGAACGCCAACCAGAGGAUUGUGAUCCUGAGCGAAGCGCAAAAGUCUUCAAUAUACAGCCUCGCCACACAAUUGCCCGAUGACCACCUUGCGAGGAGUGUGCGACCAGAUGAUCAAAGUAUGAUGCUAUACACAAGUGGGACCUCGGGGUUUCCCAAAGCCUGCUCCUGGACCCAUCACUUCCUAGCAGAUGCCGUCUCUGCAAGGUUGCACAGCAAAGUGUGUACGACGCCAGGCCCCAAUGGGGACAGAUGGUAUGUCUGUAUGCCGCUGUACCACGGAACAGGCGGCAUUGGAGCGAUCACAGCGCUUUGUGGGGGGAUUACCGUUUGUCUGGUGGAGAAGUUCAGUGUCACAAAGUUUUGGGAAGACAUCAGAAAAUCUUGUGCCACUCUAUGCAUAUAUGUUGGCGAGACAGCAAGAUAUCUGCUCUUACCGCCGCCGAGUCAGCUAGAUAAAGAACACAACCUCCAGGUCAUGUUUGGUAAUGGAAUGCGGCCAGACGUCUGGACCAAAUUCCAGGAUCGAUUUGCUGUUCCAAUGAUAGUAGAAUUCUUUGGCGCCAGCGAAGGUGUGUUUGGCCUGCAAACCCGUGCCAAAGGACCCUUCCUCGCGCACUCAGUCGGGCAUGACGGUCUGCUUAUCCGCUUCAUCAUGCGCAACAAAUACUUUGCCGCCGCCAUUGACCCGGAUUCAGGGGACAUCCAAAGGGAUCCAGUCACGGGAUUAGUGGUGGAAAGUCCUCUGAGGACAGGUGGCGAGAUCCUAUUUGCUCUAGAGAAGGAGAAGGAUUUUCGAGGAUACUUUGACAACCAAGAGGCCACGGAGAAAAGGCUGGCACGCAACGUCCGUUGUCCGGGAGACCUGUAUUACCGCACCGGUGAUGCACUGCGGAGAGAUUCUGAAGGACGUUGGUUUUUCAUGGACCGUCUCGGUGACACAUUUCGCUGGAAGAGCGAAAAUGUGAGCACAUCAGAAGUUUCAGGCAUCUUCGGCAGCUUUCCCAAGAUAAAGGAAGCUGUCAUUUACGGCGUUUUGAUCCCACAUCACGAUGGCCGAGCGGGUUGUGCACGCGUCGUCAUCGCUGAGCAGGACCAACCACAUUUCGACUACCGCUCUUUAGCGAGCCAACUCCGAGCACGACUACCUAAAUACGCGGUUCCUAUCUUCCUGCGAGUCUCAACGACCCAUGCCCCGACGACAGGCAACAAUAAAAUUGUCAAGGGACAGCUCCAGAAAGAAGGUAUAGACCAUGCGAAAUUUGCUAACGGCGACAAGAUGCUGUGGUUGCUACCCGAAGCAGAUGCGUAUGUGGAGUUCACUCCAACUGACUAUAAUCAGCUUACCAUGGGCAAAAUCAAAUUAUAA